Messenger RNA from Bradysia coprophila, 2281 nucleotides. RefSeq names its product cholecystokinin receptor. Lineage: Eukaryota; Metazoa; Arthropoda; Insecta; Diptera; Sciaridae. Gene Ontology annotation, molecular function: neuropeptide receptor activity. Gene Ontology annotation, cellular component: plasma membrane. The record is from RefSeq and is a predicted model, not a curated record. Gene Ontology annotation, biological process: neuropeptide signaling pathway.
UAUAAAAACGUUACUCAUCGUUGGAUACGUUCUACAAGUGAAAAUUUCUUUUAGCAGAACAUUACACACAUAAUAGCCCGCGAAGAACUCUGAAUGAUUUGUUUUGAGUGUCCAAAUCAUUUUUUUUCUGAGAUAUUUACGACUGUCUCAAUGGCUUAAAAAAUAAAUUAAUUUUAAGUAUGUGGUAUGAUGAUAGACCAGCGAAUGAUUUUAACUGAGAUACUCAACUGGAUCUCUGUUUAUUAAAUGCUUAUAAGUAAAAGUAAACAAAGUGUCAAAGUGUUGAUAUUUCAAUUACCUCCAACCAACGAACAGAUUAUUGAAUUAUGAAAAAAGAAGGAAAAAGUGUUGUUAAAGCAGCGAUUUUCUGUGGUGUGUUUUGGUGUGUGAAGAGGUAUUAAAUGAGAAAAAUUUUUCGAUGCUAAACGAAAAGUUUGAUGGUAACGUUAAAUACUUUAUGAGUGUUAGACGAGCAAUGGAUAACAUUUACGAUCACCUAUAAUUCGGGCAUUUUAAUUUAUGCUUCCGUAAGAUGGACCAUCAAUGGCAUCAUACGAGUGUAAAGGACUACUUACAAUCGAUAAACCAUUCAGCCAUCUACAAUCGAAGCGAUGAUGAUCUGGCAUUCCACACCGCAGCCAGUUGGUUUGAGUCGGGCCCCAUCGUACUGCUAGUAAUAUUAUAUUGCAUUGUGGUUUUCGGCGGUGUAUUUGGAAAUGCUUCGCUGGUAAUUACAUUGUGCACGCAAACGCCGACCCGUUUUCGAAAUCCAUUAUUGGUGGCACUGUGUUUGGCUGAUUUGAUGGUGACUGGUGUCUCAGCACCAUUGACGAUUGUGGCAUUAGCAUUGGCAAAUCAAACGUGGUCGUUGACUGUUGCCAGCUGUAAAGCGAUUUACUUUAUGCAGUCAAUGCCAGUCGCCGCCAGCACUAUUAGUUUGCUAAUGCUAUCAUUAGAUCGUUAUGCAACGGUAAAACAUCCCCGACUCGCUCAAUUACGCGAACAACGAUUUCUACCAGUUGUGCUGGCAUUUGCAGCAUGGUUCAGUGCAAUUAUCUUGUGUGUUCCCAUACUACUGGCAUAUCAUAUCACAUCACGAGAGGAUGUUAUAAAAAAGAGUUUCUGCAAACCAGAUUACGGUUCACAUCAACAGCACAUUUGGUUUAUCGUUGUGCACACACUGUUCGUAUUCAUCUUUCCGGCAUUGGGUGUAAUAUUGAAUCAUUUGGGAGUACGACAAAAAUUGUGUGCACUGUCGCUUACGGCAAGAGCUGCUCAUGGUGAACUGCCAUUACCAAUGCCAAUAUUACGGAGGCCCACGCAUAUGAUUAUUGUUACUGGCAUGGCAAAUGCAGCACGGGGUGUAGUUGACGGUGAUAGUUCGGGGGACGAAGACAAUAAUGAAGAGGAAAAGAAAUUCAUGAUGGAAGCAAGAAUGAGAUGUAAUCCGAGGACACCGAGAUCCAUACAACGAGAACGGAAUUUCCAAUCAUCGAAAAAAAUCAAGGAAGACCGCAUUCCAUCAUCCGAAUUACCAUUGCCACAGACAUCAACAUUACGAUCACGUAGACGUCUAGCAAAUAUGUUAGUUGCUGCGGCGUUGAUUUUUGUGUGCUGUUGGUCACCUCAUGUCAUCUGUUAUUUAUGUUUCGAAUUGGGCUCGGCAAAUGUAUGUCCUAAGGUUGUAUCCGAGUUCAGUUUGCUGCUAGGUUACGCUCAUUCGUUCCUGAAUCCAAUUCUCUAUUGGAUAUUAAAUCACAAUACACUCAGACAAUCAUCAUCAUGCGCUCCAUUUUUGCGUUUGGCUGCUGUUCAACGAUUUAUUCGCGUACGAUUACGGGUUCCAACGGCACCACCACCACCAUCAUCAACAAAUGAAGCCGCACUUGGCCCGUUCAAUCCCAGGUACAUUAAAGCUCGACCGCAACAGUAUCGACCACCGGCAUCAUCCAUGAAUUUGUAUUGACUUUGGCGGAUUUUUCGUUUCAUUUGGCGGUUCGUGUGUUAAGUUAACGGUCUAGUAUGUUAUGCAUUGUAACAAGUAUCAGACAAAAUUUUUGUAAUUGAAAUUCUGCGGACGAUUCUUGAGAUGAUUAAUCAAUGGAAAUUUAUGAGCAAAUAAUUUGCUUGAAAGUGGGGCACGAGACGGACUAAGCAAAUCGAUUAUCAUAACUGACUCUACUUUUUAUGAAAAAUUUGUAUAGAAACGUCCUUGCUCUCACUGCUGAUUAAUAUUGGAAAUAAAUUAUGGAAAUUGGAAAUUCUCAUUUAGCUAAAUUGA